AUGGUUCAGGAUUUGUUCUUUGAAGUUGUGAGAAGGAAACAACACAUCUUUUGUAAUGUUAAGGAUAACGCUCCUGUGUCUGAUUUGAAAAAGAUGAUUGAGGGAAUUCUUAAGAUUCCAGUAACAAACCAAAUCCUCUUAAGAUUCACAGAAGACGGAAAUUAUUCAAACUAUGUGCAACUAGAUGACAAGAAGUCUUUCACUGAGAGCGGUUUCACAGCCGUCAAUGCAAAAGCUCAAGCUCCAGCUCAAAUCGGUCUUCUUCUAAAAGGUGAAAGUGAGAUGGUCGUGGAAAGUUUAUCGUCUCCUCCUCCAAUACCUGACGCUAUGCGGGCGGAAAAUCCCCAAGAAUAA
Molecule: messenger RNA, 354 nt
Organism: Auanema sp. JU1783
Lineage: Eukaryota; Metazoa; Nematoda; Chromadorea; Rhabditida; Rhabditidae
Source: the annotation of a GenBank genome assembly